Bactrocera tryoni is the source of this 2762-nucleotide messenger RNA. Its product is annotated as esterase E4. NCBI's taxonomy places the organism in Eukaryota, Metazoa, Arthropoda, Insecta, Diptera, Tephritidae. The record is from RefSeq and is a predicted model, not a curated record. The coding region runs from base 1 to 2328 and encodes 775 amino acids. Gene Ontology annotation, molecular function: hydrolase activity. The transcript is spliced from 9 exons.
AUGAAAUACCGUUGCAUUGCUGACUUUGUUGUUGUGGCCGUUGUCAUUGUGGCGGCGAGUGGUCUCAUUGUGUUCGCCAUUGCCUUGCAGAAUGCCAGCCGGCGAUUGGAGCGAAAGCUGGCGGCGCAUGAAGCCAAUUUGACGCAAAUCACAGAACAGUUGAUGCUAAUUGGCACAACAACAACAACAACAACAAUGAGUUCAAAACCAACCGAAAGCGACAUAACAGUGCCAACGACCGAGCAACGAGGAAGUAACGAUAUAACAGAUGCAACAACAACAACAACAGUUCAGCCAGUGUCGGUAGAGCGCAGCGUCGCGCCGGCGUAUGAGCAACCUAGAAUUGGUACGGCGGGUGCAAUGAACACCGCAACAACAACAACAAUUGUAACAAGAGCAGCUGUGCGCACUAGAAAAAUACCGGCAUAUAUAACAACAACAAUAAAUGCUGCUGUCGAUCGGGCACAAUCGUCGCGACGAAUCACAAGGCUCAAAGCGAAACUGAUGCCAGCAGCCAUUGUGGCAGCACGCGCGGCAACCAACACUUUGGAGGAGUCAACCGCAUGGAAGACAUUAACAUCGCAUCCCAACUCGCUGGUGCAACUGUUUCCGUCACGUGCGAUGCGCGUCGUUCAAGAGGUGGUGCGCUCGCUACGCAAGGACACAAAUGUUGUAAUCGAAACUUCAUUGGGCAAAAUUCGUGGACGCUUUCAGAAGUAUAGAUCCGGUGAACGCGGUGGCUACUACAGCUUCAAGGGCAUACGCUAUGGCGAGGCACCCAUUGGUGCAAGGAGGUUCCGUGCGGCAGCGCCUGAAAAGCCCUGGUUAGGUGUGCGCGAUGCGUCACGUGAGGGCAACAGCUGUCCGCACAAGAAUAUGAUACUGGACACAUUCAAAGGCAACGAGGAUUGUCUAUUUCUCAAUGUUUUCACCACACGACUACCCAGAGAGGAUGAUGAACUACAGCUGCCUGUUAUGGUGUGGCUACAUGGCGGCGGUUACUCCUUCGGCUCUGGCAACACUUUCCUAUAUGGCCCCGACUACUUGGUUGCGGAGGAUAUUGUCUUAGUCACACUUAACUAUCGCUUGGGUCCACUAGGCUUUUUGACUGCAGGUCCCGAUGCGCCGGGCAAUCAGGGUUUGAAGGAUCAAGUGCUUGCCUUGAAGUGGGUGCGCGACAAUAUCGCCGCUUUCGGCGGUGAUCCAAAACAAGUCACAGUUUUCGGUGAAUCUGCUGGCGCUUCGUCCGUGCAAAUGCUACUACUCUCGCCACUCGCAAAAGGUCUGUUUCACCGUGCCAUCUCACAAAGCGGUUCAGCGUUGAAUCCUUGGUCGAUGGCCGACAGCUCGUCGGAACGCGCUUUCCGUUUGGCCGCCAACCUAGGUUAUGUAGGUGCCAAUGAUACGGAUGAGAUUUUGGAAUUUCUGCGACGCGUGCCCGCUAUGAAACUGGUGGAGGCUGCGCCCACAACACUUACCGUUGAGGACUCGCGCAACAAUAUCGGCUUGCCGUUCGUGCCCGUGGUGGAAGGUUAUUGGAAUGCCGAAGGUGGUAGAGAAGUAUACUAUGAAGAGCCCUUCAUGACACAGCAUCCCAGCGAAAUGUACCAACAACACAGAUUCCAUAGCAAUGUGCCGUACAUGACGGGCUACAAUACACACGAAGCCAUGCUUUUCAUACGAAGACUACGUAAGAAUCCAAAACUGCUGGAGAUUAUCGAGAAUGAUUUCGCUCGCAUGGUGCCACGUGACCUGAAUGUCACGGACGACCGUGAGCGCGUCACACGCGACAUACGUCAAUUCUAUUUGGGCAACAAGCAAGUGGGCAUUGAGUCCGUGGACGAAAUGAUUGCUCUCCUCACGGAUCUGAUGUUCCUGCAGGGCAUACGCAAGACUGCGCGCAAUCACGCCAAAUACGGCAGCGCGCCUGUUUAUAUGUACCGUUUCUCGUACGACGGCGCGCUGGGACUGUACAAACGCAUGCUGGGUCUGACGCGUCCCGGCGUGUGUCAUGGCGACGAAAUGGGUUACUUAUUCAAAUUCGGUUUCUUCAACUUGAGCCUAGAUCCGCGCUCAACCGAGGUGCUCGUGAAGAAUCGCAUGGUGCGCAUGUGGACCAAUUUCGCCAAAUAUGGCAAUCCAACGCCGCAAAAUGUGGAGGACACAAUGCUGACCACCAACUGGACGCCCAUAAAUCCACAGACUGUGAUGGAAGAUAUUAAUUACUUAGAUAUUUCCGUUAAUCUGAACAUGCGCAGUAAUCCGGAGUCAGAGCGACAACAAUUUUGGGAUUAUAUGUAUGAGCAUUUUAACGGUGCUGCCAUGUAGUCACACAAAAUUCCCAUUAAUAUUUAUAAAUAACGGUGCACCGCUAUAUACAUGCAUUUCUUACAAAAACAAAAAACAUUUCGUUCAUAAUGCCAUAAACCAUAACAUAAUUAUGUCACAAAAGCAGCAUACAUACAUACAAAAGUAAUAGAAGUUCGCUGCAGUUGAAGUUUUAAGGGGCACCCUAGUGUGACAGCCUAAAAACAGCUGUUUUGAAAUUUGAAACAAAUUUAAAGAAUACACAGUAAAUUUUUUUUCAGAAAAAUAUUAAAAAAUUUUUGAGUUACACAUGAUCACCGACGGUCAUUCCGGACUGAUCUAUAGCGGUCCGAUUUGAACAAUUUCUUUGGAGAUUAAACCGUUGCAUUGGAAACUAUAUCCUGACAAAUUUCGUGAAAUUUCAAAUGAAUGAUCCUGGAUUUUGAUCGUUCAGG